Aspergillus aculeatinus CBS 121060 is the source of this 1583-nucleotide messenger RNA. Its product is annotated as ATP-dependent (S)-NAD(P)H-hydrate dehydratase. The record is from RefSeq and is a predicted model, not a curated record. The transcript has 5 exons. Gene Ontology annotation, biological process: metabolite repair. Gene Ontology annotation, molecular function: ATP-dependent NAD(P)H-hydrate dehydratase activity. Lineage: Eukaryota; Fungi; Ascomycota; Eurotiomycetes; Eurotiales; Aspergillaceae. Bases 1 to 1113 code for a protein of 370 amino acids.
AUGGAGUCUGUCCAUCAUGUAUCAGCCUCUUCCAAAGUCCUUCUCAAGAAGGCGCGCAAGAUGGUGCCGCCCAUGCUGGAGCAAUUCCACAAAGGACAGCAUGGACGCGUUGCAGUCAUCGGAGGCUCUUUAGACUACACAGGCGCGCCGUACUUCUCCUCAAUGGCAUCGUCCGUUCUGACGAAUCACAAAAAGAGCCACGUUAUUUGUGAUAAAUCGGCAGCCACCGUCAUCAAAACCUACUCUCCAAACCUGAUGGUCCACCCUAUUCUGCCAAGCAGCGCCUCGGUCAAGGACCCCGAGUCCAUCGAUGCCCCAUCCCUCGCUAGCCCAAUCAUCAACAUGCUUUCGCGGCUGCAUUGCCUGGUGAUCGGACCCGGCCUGGGUCGCGACGGGGUCACCCUCAAGGUGGUGACGGAGGUGAUGAAAGAAGCGCGGUCCCGCUCGAUUCCCUUUGUCCUCGACGCCGACGGGCUCCUCCUCGUGACCGAGGAUCCGGAUCUGGUGCGCGGGUACAAAGAGUGCAUUCUGACGCCCAACGUGAACGAGUUCAGCCGCCUGGCCAAAGCGCUGGGGAUCGACGUGCCGAGUCUCGCGGAAAUCAACUCCAAGUCGGACGGCGCGGACCGGACGAGCGAGGAAUCCAAGGCCUGUGAGCGAUUGUCCAAUGCGCUGGGUGGUGUCACCAUCAUCCAGAAGGGUCCCCAUGAUGUGAUUUCGAACGGGAUCACGACGCUCAUCUCCGAUAUUCAGGGAGGCCUGAAGCGCAGCGGGGGCCAAGGCGAUACGUUGACGGGCUCCUUGGGCACGCUCCUCGCCUGGAGAGCCGCCUACCACGACGGGCUCUGGGACUCCGGUGAGAAAGACAACGCCAAGGACGCGCAGACCAAGGAAGACAUUCGGGCGGAGCUUGAGUCCGAGGAUAAGCGGAUGUCGCCUUGCACGACCCUGCUUCUGGCUGCGUUUGCUGGUAGCUCGAUUACGCGGGAGUGCUCCCGACGAGCUUUCCUUGCCAAGGGCCGCAGUAUGCAGGCCAGCGAUUUGACGGAUGAGGUCCACGAGAGCUUUCUCAAGUUGAUUGGUGAGCCCGAAGCGUCCAAAAUGCACCUGUAGAGGAUGUCUCUGCUAGGGUUAGCAUCCAAGAGGCUGUAAUAUUAGUCGGCAGCUUGCGGUUGGGGAGCUGUGCUAGGUCAUGGCAUAAUGAAAUUCAUUCCCUAUGGAGUCUUGGCACGUAUCCUGUCUAUAAAUACAUGGAUUGCUCCCUGGUAGUCAAAGUGACGUCUGCAACAAGCUCGUAUUUGGGGCAAGGCUGAAUGCAUAUCCCGCCCCAAAUCCGGGGUAUAUGCGCGAUUGACUUUUUUUCCAUCGGCCGAGACACGGGAACACAGAACUCUACUUUGACUAGUCGAUGAACGGUGUCUGCUUUUGGCUUACAUGCGUUCUUGCUUCAGAUGAGAAAUGGUUGUACAACAGGAUUUGGCUUCGUCUUGAGAGCCACAGGGCUUAGUUCGCAUCUAACAUGCCUGACGUGCGUAGCUUCAACCGCAAAUCCGAAAAUCACAGUAGUCGAAUCUAGUUACUAC